UCUCUAUCCUUUCCCGCAAUUAAGGCUUUACCUUUUUUGAGUUCAGAAAAGAAGGAAUAACUGACGGCGUUGGGUUCACAAUCUUGAUUUUAGUCGAACGAAAGAGUGGAUGUGUUUUAGAUUCUGAGAGAGAGAGAGAGAGAGAAUCAUUUUCUAGAUUAUUAAGUUCUAAUUUAAGGGUUUUGGUGAAAUUUUUAUGGGUCAGUAAUUAUAGACUGGGGUUUCUGAUAGAUGCUUUUUGUGACUACGAAAUCGUUAAAUUUGGUGUCUUUUCAAGAGGAAGAUAAUCAAAAUUUUCACUUGGCAGAUUCAAAGGAACAGGAGGUUCUGAUUUCGACGGGUUAGAUUGCAAAUUUUAGAUUUCUUUUAAUUAUUGAAACCCAAAUUCUCUGGAUUCAGAUCAUCAGCAGAAGUAAAAAAAAGAGGAGAAUCUAAUCUAUACCUAGUAUUCUUCUGUGUGAGUGUGGGUGGGUGGCCAUGGAAAAACAGAAGAGCUUCGGUGGGGUGGUCAUGGAGAAGCAGAAGAGCUUUCGAGGGGUAAUGGAGAAACAACUGAGCUUACGUGGGGUGAUGGAAAAACAGAAGAGCUUUCGCAUAGCAAUGGAUAAGCAGCAAAGCUUUCGUGACAGGAGGAAGAGCAGAGAAUCUCCGGGAAAAAGGGGGGACUCCGAGUUUCAUCUGGCUGCUCGAACUGGGAAUUUAACCAAAGUCAAGGAGAUCAUCCUUCAGGGGAGUGACAGUGGCAUCUUGAAUGAUUUGCUACUUAGGCCAAAUCUGGAUGGGGAGACGGCUCUGUACACUGCAGCCGAAAACGGUCAUGUCCUACUUGUUAAGGAGCUCUUGAAGCAUUUAGACCUUGAAACUGCUUCUCUUUCAGCCAAGAAUGGUUUUGAUGCAUUCCAUGUUGCAGCCAAGCAGGGUCAUAUUGAGGUGUUGAAGGAGCUUUUAAAUACUUUCCCCUCCUUGGCCAUGACCACUGAUUCAUCCAAUUCUACAGCUUUACAUACAGCUGCAACUCAAGGGCACAUUGAUGUUGUCAAUCUCCUUUUGGAGACUGACUCAAACCUUGCUAAGAUAGCUCGAAACAAUGGUAAAACAACCCUUCACUCUGCAGCGAGGAUGGGACAUUUGGAAGUUGUCAAAUCCCUACUAAGCAAGGAUGCGAGUGCUGGUUUUAGGACUGAUAAGAAGGGCCAAACUGCACUGCACAUGGCAGUGAAGGGAACCAAUGUAGAUAUUGUGCUCGAAUUGCUUAAACCUGAUCCUUCAGUCAUUAGUUUAGAUGAUAGCAAGGGAAACACGGCAUUGCAUAUUGCAGCAAGGAAGGGCCGCAUUCAGAUAAUAUGCUGUUUAUUAUCAGUUGAGGGUAUCAAUGUCAAUGCAAUUAACAAGGCUGGAGAAAGCCCUCUAGAUAUUGCAGAGAAAUGUGAAAAUUUGGAGAUUGCUUCAGUUCUAAGAGAAGCAGGGGCUAUCAGAGCUAAGGACCAUGUAAACCCUCCCAAUCCAGCAAAACAACUGAAGCAGACUGUUAGUGACAUAAAACAUGACAUGCAGUCCCAACUCCAACAGACACGUCAGACCAGGGCUCAGGUUCAGAAGAUUCAGAAAAACCUGAAGAAGCUUCACUCAAGCGGCCUUAACAAUGCAAUAAACUCUGCAACUGUUGUUGCUGUUCUAAUUGCAACGGUCGCUUUUGCUGCCAUCUUUACCGUACCUGGACAGUAUAUCCAGGACCCAAAAAAUGUCUCUCUUGAUGUCUCUCUUGGGCAAGCAAAUAUUGCGAAUAAGGCAGCAUUCCUUAUCUUCUUUGUUUGUGACGCCAUGGCCCUGUUUAUCUCCUUGGCUGUUGUUGUGGUCCAGACAUCUGUAGUUGUGAUUGAGCAGAAAGCAAAGCAGCAGCUCAUGUCUGUCAUUAACAAGAUAAUGUGGCUAGCGUGCCUCUUCAUAUCAGCAGCCUUCAUUGCUCUCUCAUAUGUAGUGGUGGGCCAGCGUACCCUGUGGCUUGCUGUCUAUACUACAGUGGUUGGUUGCGUGAUAAUGCUGACUACCGUUGGCACCAUGUGUUACUGUGUUGUCAUGCAUAGGAUUGAGGAAUCAAACAUGAGGAAUAUAAGGAAAACCUCAGGGAGCCGCUCACGCUCAUUCUCUGUCUCUAUGGUUUCUGACCCUGAGCUGCUGAACAAUGAGUAUAAGAGGAUGUAUGCAGUUUAGUAUUGGUGUAUUUUGGAGGUAGGACUACUCUCUUCUUAUGAGAACCCAUCAAGCUCUGACACCUAAUAUCUAUGGUUCAAGCUGUUGCUGCUCCCGCUCUUGUAAUUAUAGUUCAGUCAAAUUUUUUUUUUUUUUAAAUGGAAAAAUAGAACUUCAUUCAAGCAGAGGAAGAGGGAUGCUAUGGCUAACAAAGAAUCCAAGUGUUCAUAUAUUAAACACUUCAUAUGCACUCUGGUUCUGCAGCUCCAGGAUAUUACAAUGAGGAUGUAUACUCUUCAUGGUUAUGCAUUUUAAAUUCUAAGACAGUUAUAUAUA
Messenger RNA from Macadamia integrifolia, 2526 nucleotides. RefSeq names its product ankyrin repeat-containing protein At5g02620-like. The record is from RefSeq and is a predicted model, not a curated record. Gene Ontology annotation, molecular function: protein phosphatase regulator activity; protein phosphatase 1 binding. The transcript is spliced from 3 exons. Lineage: Eukaryota; Viridiplantae; Streptophyta; Magnoliopsida; Proteales; Proteaceae. Gene Ontology annotation, cellular component: plasma membrane. The coding region runs from base 478 to 2211 and encodes 577 amino acids.